AUGUCUCAAAUGUCCUUGUUCGGAGGUCUCUUCGGUAUGCGCUCUGCCGACCUUACGUUCGCGGACGCCUUCCAUCUCGCCAUGAGGGAUCUACCGAAUGCCUCUAGCUUUUGCCAGACGUUCCAAAUUUACCUAAUUACGACUAUGAAGAGUAUCCUUCGGCAUACCGGCGAAGAGGUCAAUAAAUGGCUAACAUACCACGAUGAGGCGGGACUUAUAGAUUGGGAGGCCUAUUCCUACGUCAAACCCUUUGUAGCAGGAGGAAUUCUAUGCUUCUCGCCCAAGAGCCCCAACGUGAGCCAGGCAAUCCAAACCCCAACGCCUCCCCCCUCGCCACCGUCCCAGUUUCUCUCUGGUUUGCCCUCAGUCGGAUCAACUGGUCUCUCAUUUGGUCCGUCGUCUCCCCCUUAUUCGGCCCCCGUCAGCCAGAGCUUCGGCUUUAUGGGGAAGUACUCGGCUACACAGGAUUAUGGGAUAAGCCAGAACUUUGGCUCAAUGGGGAAGUACCCUGUUACAAAGGAUAGCAACACCAGCCACUUCGGCCAUUCUCUUGGGGUCGCAUCCAAUAGCAUUUCGUCGCACCCUAUUCCAUCCGCCUUGCUCUCUCUCGGGGAGAAGCUUCGCGAGACACGAGCCAGGAAAGACCGCACGAAGGCGUUACAAUGGGUCGCUGCGAAGAGGCAUCAUGUGAAUGAACACAUCGGCAAUUUCGAGAAGAAUUUCAAUCGUGGCCAAGACUGUACUUGGCCGAUGUGUAUGCUUGCCACUGCAAUCACAGCGGCGGUCGCCAAGUUGGACAGCCACUUGACGGACCUCAAUGCUGCAGAGCUGGAGUGGCUGAAUUGGCCUUGGGAACAUCUCCAGACCAUCUUCCGGACCAUUGCCACGAGCAUGGACGACCCGCGCGCCCAAAACCUGGCGCAAGCUCUGGAGCGCCUUGCCCAACACUGCAUUAGGGCUCGUCAGACCCCUGGGCUAUGCUACAUCAAGCAAGAGAACCAUGUUUUCGGCACCUGGAAUCCGAUUUUAGGCUCGCAGGAAUUUCAGAUGCGAUCUGGCUUUUCUGUGCAGCAGCCAACCGCGCAGCCAUCUAUCGAAGAAAACAUUCCAUCAACUCCGGUACCUCCUCGUCCAGUUUCUGCGCCUCUGAGCGUUGGACAUAGCCUUGGAACAAGUUCAAUUCCAAACUCGUUCGUGGACUCCGACUGUAUGGAUAUCGAUCAACAACCAGAACCGCAGCCUUUCCUCCCAAAUAUCCCGCAGAACACAUCACAUCAGAUUCAUAAAGACAAUUUGUUUUGGCUGAAGGGCAAACGCCAAGCUGUGCGCACUGAUCGCAGGAAGCUAUCCAAGAAAUUGGAUACCAACGAAGACUAUGAUGAUCGCCUCUAUACUCUCAAGGAACUCUUCCGCGAAGCGAAUGACCGUCUAGGCAAGGAUGUCACGCCGCUGAAUAACAGCGAGGUCGAGUGGAUUGAGUGGUCUCCGGAAAAGCUUAAUGUUUUGCUUCAAAAGAUGGCAGGAACUGCCAAAGUCUAUCAGUCGGAGCUUUUUCUAGAAGUUGGUCGUGAGCUGGAGACACUUGUGGGACGUCUCCAGACAGCAUUGAACACUACAGGCACAUGUGCCAUGGUAGAGAACUCGCCACAGCAGCAGCCACCGCCCACCCAAGCCACUUCCACCCAAGAAGAACAGCAACCUUCGACACUCCAUCAACUCUCCCUCCCAUUUGGUCAACAGCUCCAGUCCAAAGCUGGUGAUACACCAGCUGUCGAUCGGUCAACGGAAUCGCAGGUGCAGGCACAGGCGCAGAGCGGUUCGCAACCAUCUGACGCGGAAGUUCCACAUUAUACCACGGCCGAGGCCAAGUUGCACGGGGAGAAUCUAGACUACUACGGACGCAAGGGCAGACGCGCAGAAUUGUAUUGCGAAGACAUUCUGAAUAAUAUUGCCGACAGCGUGGACUGCCAGAGCCCGGGCCGCAGCCUGCUAGCGAUUCUCCGCGAGACCAACAAGGCGAUACAGACGGACAAUAUUCCGUUGAACAAAGCUGAAGUCGAGUGGAGUCAUUGGAGUUGGAGUCCAACGGCUCUGUUUGAACUGUACAACGUGGUGGAUAAUUUCCCAGAGCCACGGGAGGAUUUGGUCAAAGAAUUGGUCAAGGAGCUAGAAACAUUUGGCCCUUUGAUAAACGCCGCCAUGCUGAGAGAAGGCGUUUGUACAGAGGCCAAGCUCAAAGCCACACCAAAGAGUUCGGUGUCGCAUCCGCCCAAGCAGGCUGCACCCUCUGCGACCGCUUCUAGCUCUGCCGCUUCUCCUGUAACGCCUCCCCCUAGCCUCUCUGCGGAGGAAAUACUCGCGGAGGCGCAGGAGCUGUCUAAAUAUGCCCUCCCCGACGACGACGAUGACGACUUCUGGAAGGAUUAA
Messenger RNA from Mytilinidion resinicola, 2427 nucleotides. RefSeq lists its product as uncharacterized. The transcript has 5 exons. Lineage: Eukaryota; Fungi; Ascomycota; Dothideomycetes; Mytilinidiales; Mytilinidiaceae. The record is from RefSeq and is a predicted model, not a curated record. Bases 1 to 2427 code for a protein of 808 amino acids.